UGCUGCACUGCGCAGACAGAAAAUCAGCAUUCUUGGAAGACACUUUGAAUCCGAAGCUCCUCUGACUUUAUUGUAUCAUCUUCUUCAUCAUCAUCAUCAUCAUGCCAUUUCUAGGGCAGGAUUGGCGAUCACCUGGGCAGAGCUGGGUGAAAACUGGAGACGGCUGGAAAAAAUAUUCAAACGAAGAAGACAACAACUGUGCGAGCUUUGAGAGCAACUGUGAAGGGAAUAACAAGGAAAACAUUUUUGAUACCUUCAACUGUGGUGUGGCCAUCAAAAAAAGGAAGAAGGAUCUUCUGAACAACAAUGCCAAGCUCCCAUACUUUUACAGAGAUAAAUGGAUAUACGUGCAUAAGGAGAGCACCAAAGAGCGUCACGGCUACUGCACCCUCGGUGAAGCCUUCAACCGUUUAGAUUUCUCAAAUGCGAUUUUGGAUUCCAGAAGAUUUAACUACAUAGUGAGGUUGCUGGAGCUUAUCGCAAAAUCCCAGCUCACUUCGCUCAGCGGAAUUGCCCAGAAGAACUACAUGAACAUCCUCGAGAAGGUGGUGCAGAAAGUGCUGGAAGAUCAGCAGAAUAUCCGCCUCAUUAAGGAGCUGCUUCAGAGCCUCUACAGAUCCCUCUGUAGCCUGGUACAGGGCAUGGGCAAAUCUGUGCUGGUGGGCAACAUCAACAUGUGGGUGCAGCGCAUGCAGAACAUCCUCCUGUGGCAGCAGCAGCUCAAUAACAUCCAGAUAACGCGGCCAAACCCGGCAGGGAUGACCCUGACAGACCUUCCUGUCUGCUUACAGCUGAACAUCAUGCAGCGGUUAUCUGACGGGAGGGACAUCGUCAGCCUGGGGCAGGUGUCUCCAUCCUUGAACAAGCUCUCGGAGGACAGGCUGCUGUGGAAGAAGCUUUGCCAUUAUCAUUUCACAGACCGGCAGAUAUGCAAGCGUCUGAUUGUAAAUGAAAAGGGUCAGCUGGACUGGAAGAAGACGUACUUUAAGCUGGUGAAAUGUUACCCGAGACGAGAACAGUAUGGAGACACCCUCGUCUUCUGUACCCACUGCCACAUCCUCUUCUGGAAGGAUUCCUGCCACCCCUGUACGGCUAACAACACAGAGUCCUGCUGCAUUCCUGUUGCACCACAAGACUUCAUCAACCUUUUCAAGUACUAAGAGUCACGCUUAAGGAGCAGUGUAUAUUUAUUUGUGGAUUUUCCUAUAAAGAGUGACAUGUACAGUAUGGAGGAGGACACGGAUGAGAUUUUUGUAAAUAAUGAACUGAACUCGAAAAAGGAAAAAAAAAAAAAAGAGAGAGAUGUAUCAUUAUAUAUUGUGCUUAUAAGAGUUCGAGAAGAUGGACUGCAACCCUUCAGUGGACUCCACUGCACGUGGCCCAGCAACUGGACUUACGAGCGCUUUGAGAGGGACAUGCAGUGCCCACCAAGUGGGUGCCAUGCCAAGUCAAGCUUGAGCUCAACUCAUUCAUCCAUUGCUCACAAUCAACGUAGGCUGAUGUAGACACCACUCAGAUUGAUUAUUCGAUUUCAAGUCAUGUUACGUGAUCACCGAUUACAUUAUGAAAUAUUUCUUGGUUAUUGGAGUGUUAAGUGCCACCUUUAAACAUAACCGACGUUCGACGUUAAGAAUCCGCACUCUUGGAGUUCAUUUUGAUUGCAUCAAAGGUUUACUAUGUAACCUACCAGGACAAGAAUCGCACCAACUAUCAUUUAUAACACCGCGUACGCUACUAUUCACUUUACUUUUGUAAGUUUUGCAUCAAGUGAGUAAUUCAGCGAAAGAACAUGUGGUAAGAUUUACUGAAAAUGACACUUUAUUGUCUUCUUCUCAUCUACACGAAUUCAAAAAUAUCGAUUGUGUGCUCUGCGGUAAAGCGAUGUGAAAAUGUUGUAGCAGAAUUCAUUGUACAGCGAAAGCUACAGGGAACGUGGGGAUGGUUUUAAUGGACGUUGCAUGCAUUUUUUUUGUACUUUUUUGUACUUUUUAUAAUUUUGAGCCGGGAUUUAUUGUGAAACAGAAUGUUAAAAAUUGGGAAACGGCGAAGGCCAUGAAAUGUGA
This is a messenger RNA of Polypterus senegalus (gray bichir), 2063 nucleotides long. It is a transcript of the gene fbxo32, whose product is annotated as F-box protein 32. Gene Ontology annotation, cellular component: SCF ubiquitin ligase complex; nucleus; cytoplasm. The transcript is spliced from 9 exons. Gene Ontology annotation, biological process: protein ubiquitination. The coding region runs from base 102 to 1160 and encodes 352 amino acids. The record is from RefSeq and is a predicted model, not a curated record. Gene Ontology annotation, molecular function: protein binding. Lineage: Eukaryota; Metazoa; Chordata; Cladistia; Polypteriformes; Polypteridae.